AGCUGACGUCACCCCCGGUGAGCGUAGCCGGCAGUAUUGAAGUGAAGUCUUGAGUUGUCUGCUCCAACACUUUGUAUUUUCAAAUAGUCUUUUAAAAACAACUUGCUAACACAAUGACUUUCGAUGUCAGGAGGUUUGAUAUUUACCGGAAGGUGCCGAAAGACCUGACGCAGCCCACAUACACAGGAGCCUUCAUCUCUAUCUGCUGCUGUGUUUUCAUGCUCUUCCUCUUCUUGUCUGAGCUCACUGGAUUCAUAGCAACAGAAAUAGUGAAUGAGCUCUAUGUGGAUGACCCUGACAAAGACAGCGGGGGGAAGAUUGAUGUGAGUUUAAACAUCACUUUGGCAAACUUGAACUGUGAUCUGGUGGGGUUGGAUAUUCAGGAUGAAAUGGGACGUCAUGAGGUUGGCCACAUUGAUAACUCCAUGAAGGUCCCCCUGAACAAUGGCUAUGGCUGCCGCUUUGAGGGCAAGUUUAGCAUCAACAAGGUGCCCGGAAACUUCCAUGUGUCAACACACAGCGCUACCGCCCAGCCACAGAGUCCGGACAUGACGCACGUCAUCCACAAACUUGCUUUUGGGGACAAACUACAGGUUCAGAAUGUUCAAGGAGCCUUCAAUGCGUUAGGAGGAGCGAGCAAGCUGGAGUCAAACCCUCUGGCCUCCCAUGACUACAUCCUGAAGAUCGUUCCCACCGUGUACGAGGACAUGAGUGGGAAGCAGAGGUUUUCCUACCAGUACACCGUGGCCAACAAGGAGUACGUGGCUUACAGCCACACGGGCCGGAUCAUCCCCGCCAUCUGGUUCCGCUACGACCUGAGCCCCAUCACCGUCAAGUACACGGAGAGACGACAGCCCCUCUACCGCUUCAUCACCACGAUCUGCGCCAUCAUCGGCGGGACUUUCACAGUGGCCGGGAUCAUCGACUCCUGCAUAUUCACAGCCUCUGAGGCCUGGAAAAAGAUACAGCUCGGGAAGAUGUCAUGAGCCUCCCUUCCACUGGGGGCGCCUGCGAGCUGACACUCGACCAUCCUUAUUUAUAUCAAUGGGACCUGUCCAAUCAACACCCCCCUGUCCCCUGUCUCCCCACUUUAUUUUACGUUCCCUUAAAGUGGGUUUUGUUGGGUGGGAGAAAAUCCUGAAGCAUUGCUGUCAUUGUCUUUGGUCUAAUUGUGUUUUUGUCUGAACUCACCGUUUUGAGAAUUGCUCCUCCAUGCAGAUGCAACAGUCCUGGUCCGCCUGUCUGUGUCAUGGUCCUCAGAUUGUAAUUUGCCAAAGUAAAGCCGCGUUAACCUGUGACAAAUCCGUUGGCUGUACAGAUCGUUCAGGUGCAUUCAGUCUGUCUGUGAUCGUGCUAGUGCGUAGAACUCAUUUAUGUUCGAUAACGGUCCUCACCACUCCUAUCUAUUGGGUGUUCAUAUGACAGCCAAUCUGCAGCAAGACCAUGCAGGUUUCGUGCAAUCGUGAUACGUUUUCACCAAUCACAUGGAAGCUGCAUGGCCACGCUCCUGAUUGGCUGUCAUAUAAACACCCAAUAUAUAGGAUUGAUAUUUUUUUCCCUGAAACAUUAGACAUGGCCUAUGACAUUUUCAGAUUCACUCGCACAUCAGCUAUGGUUACAUAUUUAAAAAAUAAAAGAAAGCCAAUAUGCCAUUUGGAGGCAAUAAUUGAUAUUGUGCUCAGAAAAUACUCAUGAUAGUAUAUAAUUAUCAUGAUAAUCCUAACUGUCUGUAUUAUCAGAGCCUGUAUUUGACGGCAGAUCAUUCUGAUGAGAAUUGAGCAUGCUUUUCCCUGUCCCACGCAAACAUUUCCUGUGCUAUGUUAUGGGCCUCCACUAUAAAUGAAGGAUGUUUUUUUUUCCAAUAUAGAAGCUAAAUGCCUGCCACUUUGUAACUUGUAUUUUUUUUGUAUAACAAAUACCCCUAAAAUUUAUAAAGAAAAGACUGAAUGAAUCUCUGAUUUACAUCUGCUUGAAAUAUGUGCCACCCCCUUACAGACAAGAGAUUCCAUCGUUGAGCGUGCCCUCAAGGAGGUUGGGCAGAUUAGGAGAUUCUGCAGGCACAUGCGAUUCAAAGAUUACUGAAACAUUUCACGUUUUCAGCCAGCACAGCGAAGGCAGGGGUCUACCCAUGCCAUGGUUAGUGGGGUCUUUCAUUGGGCCGCAUACAGAGUACCGUCAGACAUAGUGUCCUAUCAUCAGUGUAGAACCAUUCGGUAUUUCUAAUCGUAUUUGUGUGGAACCACUGGCUUCCUAUAUCAAUGUAGAAUCAUUAGGAGUUGGAACCACAGGCAAUGUGCUUAGUCGAAUACACCUUCAUAUUUUUAUUCCCAAAAUCUGUGAUUGAUGCAGUAUUGAUUCUGUAUGUCCGAUGUAUUUUUAUUUUUUUUGUUUGUUCUUCUCCGUAUGACUUUUUUCAAGAACUACUGAUCAUGUUUAAGAAAAAAUACACAUUGUGCCAUAGAAACUGUUCCUUCCUCUCUCAUUUUGUGAGAGAUAAUUGACAUGAAUACCGACCAACCCAAGUGAAUUUAAUGCAUUCGUACGACAGUGUAGAACUCUGUUCCUCAAAUCACUGUCCUGGAGGGCUGAGUACUUUUGGUUUUCCACCCUCCCUUUACCUGAGUGUCAGGUGUGAAGACGGUAGCACUAAUUGUUCAAUCAGCUACCCGGGAGAAACGAAAACCAGGGCCGCAUAUGGAUUUGAAGGCCAGAUUUAAUGAUCCCUGGUGUAUAAGGUCUCCAGAUUUCACAGCUGAGACGUGCAUAGGUUCAUUAGCAGUGUAAUGUAAAACUUAUCCCCAAGUUAAAAGCGGUACCUAUUGACUAUAUGUUUGUGCGUGUAUAUACAAACAGUUGCACAUGGACAUAUGUUUACCUAUGAGAUUUUUGCAAAAUUAUUUGUGAGUAACCCAUUGUAUUCGAAUUGAGAACAUUCUCAAUUGCAUACAAUUUACAUUGAGUGAGUUGCAAGGGAGAUUCUUGGUAACUGGAUUUUCUGUUUCCAGCCUGGCAUAUUCACCUCCUCCCUGUUUCAGUGGGAAAUUGUGCCAGUGAUGCAGUAGUGUUCAAGGACCACAAUAGUGUUGACGUGUAUGAAGAUCUCUGCUUUUCUGUAAUUCUGCACUGGCCUUCCUCUCUCCCAACAGCAGGUCUCGUGUCAUCAGUGAGCGCAGAGAGACUGAAUGCCUCCUGCACAUCUGAUAAGUGUACAUUUCAUCUACAUCUACAUUAUUUGUAUAGCUUCUUUUUUUCAUAUAUGGUGGCUGUAUUGAAAGGUCUUUAGUCUGGUCAUCAGUAAUCUGUAUGAAGUUUUGUUACUUUGGAUCAGGAUUAUUGCGAGGAAGGAAAAUAAUGAUUGUUAUUGUUUUUAAUUGUAAAUUGUAACUUUUUUAAAAAUGAGAAAUAUUUGCAAGGGCGGACUGCUGUAUGUCGUAGGUCUCGUCGUGUGUUUGCAGGAGCUGGGCUGUGUUACUGUGGUUACUGUGUGUUUGUGGGGCUGCUGGGACAGAAUGGGCAGGUGAGGUGUCUGUGGUGCACCGUAUGGCACAGAGAAACACCGAUAUCGUUGCUUUUGUGCUUACUGAUUGCCGACUGCAAUCUGCUGCCAAAUUAAAGAAGCAUUUGAAAAAGGAGCUGGACAAACUGGGCAUUGAUAUGGAAUUGGGAAACUCUUAAACUUUAAAAUCCUUUUAGAAGUGAAGGAAUCGGUGUGACGUGCAGCCACAGAACUGCUUUUUUUCUGACCCAAAAACAUUUGAAGGGAAUACAAAUAUGCCGAGUCAUUUUUGUUUUGUAAUUUUUGAGGAAUACUGUGAUUGUGUGGUAUUAAAAUGUUGGUAAAGUAA
This is a messenger RNA of Conger conger (European conger), 3845 nucleotides long. It is a transcript of the gene ergic1, whose product is annotated as endoplasmic reticulum-golgi intermediate compartment 1. The transcript is spliced from 10 exons. Gene Ontology annotation, cellular component: endoplasmic reticulum membrane; COPII-coated ER to Golgi transport vesicle; endoplasmic reticulum. Gene Ontology annotation, biological process: retrograde vesicle-mediated transport, Golgi to endoplasmic reticulum; endoplasmic reticulum to Golgi vesicle-mediated transport. The record is from RefSeq and is a predicted model, not a curated record. NCBI's taxonomy places the organism in Eukaryota, Metazoa, Chordata, Actinopteri, Anguilliformes, Congridae. Bases 114 to 986 code for a protein of 290 amino acids.